CAUGCCAAAAUAAAAUAAGUGACGUGUAAAGUGUAUUCGUCGGCGCCCCAAAGUUUUGUAAUUCCCGUAAAGAAAAAGCUCAAAAUGAGCUCUUUCAAGCGUGAUAAGAAAGAAGAAGAGGAUGGCGGAGGCAACCCUUACCAGAACCUUGACAAAACCAUCGUUUUACAAGAAGCAAGAUACUUUAAUCAGACUCCGGUUAAUCCGCGAAAAUGCUGCCUGAUUUUGUCGAGAGUCCUGUAUUUACUGAAUCAAGGGGAGAAAUUGACGACACAGGAGGCUACCGAAGCGUUUUUCGCGACCACCAAAUUGUUUCAGUCUAAGGAUGUGAUGUUACGCCGUAUGGUAUACCUGUGUAUCAAGGAGUUGAGUACGUUGGCGCAAGAUGUUAUCAUUGUAACUUCUUCGUUGACGAAAGACAUGACUGGGAAGGAGGAUUUGUACCGUGCGGCGGCUAUAAGAGCAUUGUGCAGUAUAACUGAUAGUACCAUGUUGCAGGCUAUAGAAAGAUACAUGAAACAGGCCAUUGUUGAUAAGAAUCCUGCUGUGAGCUCUGCUGCGCUGGUAUCCGCUUUGCAUCUAUCUGCGACUGCGCCGGAUUUGGUGCGGCGGUGGUCGAAUGAAGCUCAGGAAGCAAUCUCGAACAACGCCAUGGUGUCCUACCACGCGCUCGGCGUCGUCGCCAGCACACGUAAAAACGACAAGCUUUCCACUGUCAAACUUGUCUCUGGUCUCAUCCACUCAGUCAUUAAAUCCCCUUACACCCUCUGUCUUCUCAUCCGUUUAGCUGCACAGCUCGUUGAUGACGAUGAAAGCGAUGCUGCCCAACCUUACAUCAACUUCAUUGAAUGCUGCCUUCGCCAUAAAUCAGAAAUGGUCAUUUAUGAAGCUGCUCACGCGAUAGUGAACCUCAGGAAAACUGCUAGGGACCUCGCGCCAGCCGUUUCCGUACUCCAACUAUUCUGCGGCUCUUCCAAAGCCUCUCUGAGACUUGCCGGAGCAAGAACAUUGGCUAGAUUGACCGCGAAACAUCCCACAGCAGUCGCCGCGUGCGCUGUUGACUUGGAGAACUUGAUAUCUGACCCGAAUAGGUCCGUAGCCACGUUGGCUGUUACCACGUUGUUAGCUACUGGUGCAGAGAGCUCGGUUGACAGACUAAUGAAGCAGAUUUCAAGUUUCGUGACAGAAAUAUCUGACGAAUUCAAAAUCGUCGUCGUUAGAGCUAUAAGGCGUCUUUGUACUAAGUUUCCGAGAAAGCAUCAGGCAUUGGCCGCUUUUUUGGCCGGCAUGCUUCGUGACGAGGGCGGGUUGGAGUAUAAAGCGGCGAUCGCUGAUGCUAUAAUUGCACUGGUUGAAGAAAACCCGGAAGCGAAGGAAACAGGGCUGGCACAUCUCUGCGAGUUCAUUGAAGAUUGCGAACAUACAGCUUUGGCUGUUCGUAUACUGCACCUCCUAGGCCGUGAAGGCCCUAAAUCACGUCAGCCAUCAAGGUACAUCAGAUUCAUUUACAACAGAGUAAUUUUAGAAUCGGGGCCCGUUCGGGCCGCUGCCGUAUCGGCCGUAGCACAAUUCGGCGCUCAAAGACCAGAGUUGCUGCCGAAUAUAAGCGUUCUUCUAUCCAGAUGCCAAAUGGAUGACGAGGACGAAGUACGAGACCGUGCAAUAUAUUACAGCGCAAUUUUGGAGACCGGAGACCCUCAAUUGAUCAACGAUUACAUCGUAAAUGUUCCAAAACCCAACGCAGUAUUGCUUGAAAAGGCUCUGAGAGACCAUUUGGCUACCCGCCCUGAUGAACCAUUCGAUAUGAACACGGUACCCACUGAGGAAGAACCUAAGGAAAACAAAGAAGAGAUAGUCGAGAUUGAAGUGAAGAAACCCGUACAAAUGUCCCUGGAAGAGCUUUACGCAGAGCAGCUCUCCAAGAUCGUGGGAAUAGAAAGACUGGGGCCAGUAUUCAAGACGAAUCAGCCAGUAGAUUUAACCGAAGCGGAAACGGAGUACAGAGUUCGCUUGCUGAAACAUAUCUUUGGAAGGCACAUGAUCCUUCAAUUCGAGUGUGUGAACACCCUAAGCGAUCAGCUAUUAGAAGAGGUUCAAGUCAGGCUUGAAUGCCCUCCAGAAUAUGAAGUGAAAUCAGUCACUCCGUGUCCAAAACUUGUGUACGAUAAACCUGGGAAUGUUUUCGUAAUAAUUGAAUUCCCGAGCGCUUUCCUAGACAGUCUCGGCACUUUCGGUGCGACUUUGGAGUUUGUCGUCCGCGACUGCGACCCUACAACCGGGCAGCCUGAUCCUGGGGAAGGUUACGCAGAUUCGUAUCCACUUGAGGAGUUCGAAAUAGGCUGUUCUGAUCAGAUAAGGGCUCGCGCGGCUGCGGAUGACUGGGACCAGACUUGGGAGAGAGCGUCUAACGCCCCCGAAGCGUCGGAUACAUUCGUUUUGUCUCAGAACGAUGUGAAUGAGGCUGCGAAAGCUGUGUGUGAGCAUCUUGGUUUGCCUAAAGCUGCUAUAAUAGGAGAAGCAGUGAAGGAGAUUCGUGGAGGUGGAAUAUUUAGAGGUGGCGCUCCGGUACUGGUAAGAGCUCGCUUGGCAGGCAGCAGUAGCGGAGUUACAAUGAAGUUGGCGGCUCGGUCGCCCAGGGAGGAUGUCGCACAGUUGCUUUUGGCAGCAGUCGGUUAAGUAUUAUGUCCGUAUUGCAUUUACAUUUGUCAAUAUUCAUAUUAAAUUAAGAAAAUAAAUCUGUAUAACUAUUUAUGAUCAUGAUAUUCCGAUAAAUAAAUAGUGUUUGAAUGAAAUGAAAUUUCAGUAAUGGAUCUAAAAAUUA
Molecule: messenger RNA, 2821 nt
Organism: Amyelois transitella
Lineage: Eukaryota; Metazoa; Arthropoda; Insecta; Lepidoptera; Pyralidae
Product: coatomer subunit gamma
Exons: 2
Coding region: 85-2676 (863 amino acids)
Biological process (GO): protein secretion; organelle transport along microtubule; intracellular protein transport
Cellular component (GO): endoplasmic reticulum-Golgi intermediate compartment; endoplasmic reticulum; COPI vesicle coat
Molecular function (GO): structural molecule activity
Source: RefSeq, a predicted model, not a curated record